Molecule: messenger RNA, 1938 nt
Organism: Actinia tenebrosa (Australian red waratah sea anemone)
Lineage: Eukaryota; Metazoa; Cnidaria; Anthozoa; Actiniaria; Actiniidae
Product: histone-lysine N-methyltransferase SETMAR-like
Cellular component (GO): nucleus
Molecular function (GO): histone methyltransferase activity; protein binding; zinc ion binding
Source: RefSeq, a predicted model, not a curated record
GGUUCCCGUCUUAAUAAGUUGUUGUUCCUUGUUGUUUAUAAUUAGAAGGAUGGAGGAGGGUCUUGUUAAAGAUAUUUCUAAUGGCUUAGAAAACGUCCCUAUCUGUGUUGAUGUUGGCCCGAACGAAGAUUUACCCCAAAAAUUUCACUAUAUCAGAUGCUGUAUAAGUGGACCAGGAGUUACUUUACCAGAAGGACCUCUCUACCCAGGAUGUGAGUGUAAAGAUGAAUGCAGUGUUAAUGCAAACUGUUCAUGUAUUGGAAAAUUUGGACCUGCCUAUGAAACAAAGAAUGACACCCUAGUGAUGGCUAAUAGUACUACACAGGUCAACAAUGGAGUGAGUCAACCAGUAUUUGAAUGCAAUUCAUCUUGCUCUUGUUCACUCUUCUGUGGUAAUCGACUUAUACAGAAUGGAAUAACAACAAGACUACAAGUUUUCAAAACAGGUGAAAAGGAUUGGGGACUAAGAACUCUUGAUAACAUCCAGAAAGGACACUUUGUGUGUGAAUAUGCUGGAGAAAUUAUCUCUUAUGACGAAGCAAAGAAAAGAACACUAACACAAAAAGGAAAUAAUUAUAUCAUAGUAAUCAGGGAGCACAUCAGUGGAAAUCAAAUACUGCGCACACAUGUUGAUCCCAAAUAUCAUGGCAAUGCUGGACGGUUUAUCAAUCAUUCUUGUGAUCCUAAUUUAGUAAUGAUUCCAGUUCGGAUUGAUUCUUUGAUUCCUAUUCUUGCAUUGUUUUCGCUGAAGGAUAUCCCACAAGGAAUUGAGCUUACUUUUGAUUAUUCAGGUGGAGAUUCUGCAUCAGAAAAUAAACAAUUUAUUGGCCAAAACUCCCGUCCUGAUAUGACAAGAAUUUGUCACUGCAAGACCACAAAGUGUACUGGCUAUUUGCCAUGCAAUUCAUCUCUCUUUUAAAUUUUUAAUUCUAUCUAUAUGCAGGGAAGUAGUGAGGGGGGCCAAGGGGGCCCAGCCCCUCCAAUCCUCAUAUGCUGUAGAAACCUAAAAACCUAUUGUAGUCACGAGAUAAGUUUUAUUUAUCGAUGUUCUGAAAAUGGGUUUUUUGCCCCCCACCCCAAAGCAAAAUCCUGGCUAUGCUCCUGAUAUGUAGUCUCCUUCGCAUCCGUUUUUAGUGUCGGGGAGCGUUGCGUGACGACCGACACUAAAAACGGGUGAGAGGGAGACUACCUGAUAUGAAAAAUUAAAACUGAUCAUGAAAUAUAUAUCACAGGUAUAGGUUGAAUUGAUUGAAAAAGGUCUUAAAAUUUUUAUAAAUCUUUGAAAACUUAAUUUUAUUCUUUUUCCUCGUACCUCUUUUAAAAUUUUAUUUUGUGGCUUGGUUUGUCAACUUUGUUACUCGCUUGGUCAUUCCGCAAGCCCAAAUAUUGCAUUUUUUUCACUCUCAAGUAGCUAAUUUAAUGUACUACCAAAGUUAAUAUGUAAACCCAGGAAAGAGAGGUCUCCCUUAUCCCAUCCCUUCCCCCGCUAUUGCACAACUCCUUCUUUGUGGCCUUUUAAGACAUAAUCGUUUUUAAAAGGCUUUAUAAGAUGAAAAAGAUUCUAUUGAUUAUUUUACUUGUAAACAGAAAACUUUUCCUUUAAAAUAAGUUCAAGAGCUCUAUACCAUUUAAGUUGUUAUUUGGGCUUCCUGUGGCAUAAAGAUUACAGCAUGGUGCGGUCAAAGGCAACAUAUGUCAUUUAAUAUUUCUAAGUGUUGGAAUUUUUUUCUAAAAUACCCUUCAAAACCCGCUGAAACAGCAUACAGGAGUUACAAAUUUACACAACAUAUAAGUCGACAAACUUUUAUUCACGCUUUUCCUAAUAAAAUACAGCAUAUCACAGGCAGCCCAAACAAGGUUCCUGUGUCUGGUUUAUCUGUUUAUAAGGGAAUGUAUGGGAGUUAUGAUAAAGUCAUGACAAUAAAAUGUUUCACUCAA